Molecule: messenger RNA, 3560 nt
Organism: Chroicocephalus ridibundus (black-headed gull)
Lineage: Eukaryota; Metazoa; Chordata; Aves; Charadriiformes; Laridae
Gene: VMA21
Product: vacuolar ATPase assembly factor VMA21
Exons: 3
Coding region: 40-456 (138 amino acids)
Biological process (GO): vacuolar proton-transporting V-type ATPase complex assembly
Cellular component (GO): endoplasmic reticulum membrane
Source: RefSeq, a predicted model, not a curated record
CCGGCCGCAGCUAGGCCGCCACAGCCCCGCGCGGUUGCUAUGGAGACGACGGCGCUGCCGCCCUGCGCAUGCGCCUGCCCCCUCCGGCGCGUUUCCGGCAGACCAGAAGCUUCGGUAGCGCGGGGCGCUGAGGGCUCAGUGGCGGUGAUGGAGCGUUACGGUCAGACGGUGCUGAGCGCGGCCUCCGCGCCCGACUUUAGGCAAAAUGAGGGUUCAUUAACAUCAACUUUAAGAACACUUCUAUUCUUCACAGCUCUAAUGAUCACAUUACCUGUUGGGCUAUAUUUUUCAUCAAAGGCUUAUGUAUUUGAAGGUACCUUAGGAAUGUCCGACAGAGACAGCUAUUUUUAUGCUGCCAUAGUCGCUGUAGUUACUGUUCAUGUGGUACUUGCUCUCUUUGUAUAUGUAGCAUGGAAUGAAGGUUCUCGACAGUGGCGGGAAGGCAAACAGGACUAGAAUGAAGAUCAUCGUCAUGUGAUGCCUACAGACUGUAAAUUAAAUUUUUCUGAGCUGAAGGAAAAGCAUUCUUCAAAAUGUAUAAUACACGUGUACAAAGGUGAGGCUAAUGCCUCAGCUCUGGUUAGAAUAAGACUUGUGCUCAUCUUGAAUGUGUACCAGUGUUUUCUUUAAUGCUGAUGGAAGUUGUUCUUUAGCCAGGCUCUGCUAGGUGGAGCUGAGGAGGUCUUUACCUGGAAUUAGAAUGAAAUAAUUAUAUAUUUUUUAAAAAAAAUCUUGUAGCUAUUUUUUGCUCUUCCUAGUAUUUUUCUGGCUUGCUCUGAACAUAAUAUUGGCAUGAAGCAAGCAUUACACUUUCAAGUAAUUAAAUUGCUAGUUUAAAAGGGUACAUUACUCACUUUCCAACUACAAUGGAAAAGAUGGGAUUUCACUUUGCUGUGGAUAGUUUCCUGAUUUGUGGGUGUCAUGGUUCAACCCCAGCUGGCAACUAAGCACCACACAGCUGCUCACUCACUCCCCACAAUGGGAAGAGGGAGAGAAUCAGAAGAGUAAAAGUCAGAAAACUUGUGGGUUGAGAUAAAGACAGUUUAACAGGUAGAGUAAAAGCCAUGUGCGCAAGCAAAGCAAACCAAGGAAUUCAUUCACUGCUUCCCCUCAUCAGGCAGGUGUUCAGCCAUCUCCAGGAGAGCAGAGCUCCAUCACGCAUAAUGGUGACUUGGGAAGGCAAAUGCCAUAACUCCAAAUGUCCCCCCCUUCCUCCUUCAUCCCCCAGCUUUAUAUUGCUGAGCAUGAUGCCACAUGGCAUGGAAUAUCCCUUUGGCCAGUUGGGGUCAGCUGUCCCCACUGUGUCCUCUCCCUACUCCUUGUUCACCCCCGGCCCUCGCUGGUGGGGUGGGGCAAGGAGCAGAAAAGGCCUUGACUCUGUGUGAGCACUGCUCAGCAAUAACGAAAGCAUCUCUGUAUUAUCAACACUACAUAGCCCCAUACUAGCUACUAUGAAGAAAAUGAACUCUAUCCCAGGAAAAAAAACAGCACAGUGUGACAGACAUAAAUAAUAUAUUUCAGAGUUUAGAAGUAAUUGAAAAAUACAACUGGUUAGAAACUCAGGUCAUGUUUUUCUAAUGUGAAAUACAAAAUUUCUUUUCAUUUUCAUAUGUAUUUUUUUAUUACAGUGUAAAAGUCACUCUUUUAAUUUCAUUUUGGGAGGAUUUUCAUGUUACUGCAUUGCUAGUCUUUCACUCUUCUACAGUUAAUCUUGAUGAUGCAGAGAAAAUGGCAGAGCAUUUUUUUAUGUCUUUACAUCUGUGUGUCUCCUUGGUAAUUGCUAAAGGAUGUAGUUGGAUUUCAUGUGGUAAAGUAAUAUCAGUAACAGCUGUAAGCCACUCUAAUGGCUAGUAGAGGAAUAAGGAGGAGAAAACAAGCUGUAGCCAUCUGCAGGUGUCCUUUAUGAAGCGGAACACAAGAGUGAUCACAUGGAAUAUUUGCUUCUCUUCAUAAAUAUUAACUUGUAGACUGUGAAAUGAUACAAUAUGUUGAUUGUUUUCUUUUUUCUAAGUUAUGUGUAGAAACUUUGUGUCCUCAAACCACAGUGAGAUUUUUGUGUUGUAGGAUAACCUGAAUUUCACUUCACUGUUGUACUGUUCUUAGCAAGCUUUUUAGUCUGGAGAUGAAACAUUUUUCUUCAGGUUCUAGCAGUGCAUAGAACUUUCCUAACACUGAUGAUAACUGUUAAGCUGUUGUGCUUGAGGUCGUUCUGUUAAUUUGAGUUUUCCAGUUUGUUGUAUUAGUUGAGCCUUUUUUGGAAGCGUUUUGCUUAAUAUAGGGCUUGGAAUGGUUUUGGUGCUUCAUUUGUCCAUGGUAAAACUUACCUAUAAAUGCAACAAAAAUCUGUUACCCAUGCCCAGUGGCCUGCAGAAUGUGUUCCCAGGUCUCAUUCAUCUCAUCUCCACCCCCAUCCCAGGUGUGCAUGAGCGUAUACACCAUGUCACACUAACACAAAUUAAUUUCUACAUUUUGCUUCCUAAAUGUUAACUUUUUUCUUCCAGAAGCCCAUUGUCAGGUUGCUGUCAGCGAACUGGAGAACGGUCUCAUAGUACUUGAAAAACAACUUUAGGUUGUACGUUGGCAUGUUGGCUUCCUGUUCUCCAGUAUAUGAACUGUACACUGUUGAACAAAUACUGCCUUUUAAUAAAAAACUACCCUGCAAUACAAAAUCCAGGAAACAAGCACUUGUGCUUAACACGUUUCGGAUAAUCUCUUUAAUACUGCUUAUGUAUUAAAACGAUGCUCAGCUUACAACAAAUAGAUCAGGUGUGGCACUGUUCAGUAGCUUUUUUUUUUUUACUCUAUUUGUAGUGGAGAAUAAAUGGGAACAUAAUUGUCAUGCUUUACUAGCUGGGUCUUGUGCUAUAUGUAUUCUGUGUUUCACAUAGCAGGAUCCUUAGACACUAAGUUAAUUUCCUAGGAAUAAUAGGGAAGUAAUUGCUUAUUAUAAUUGUUUAAUUACAAAAAUCUGAAAAGUUUGACCUGUGCUAUAAGUUUAGGCACUAUAAUGUCUCAGCAGCUGAGGGUAACGAGCUGAGCGUUAAUCCAUCCAUUGGAAUAUAAUGCUUUGAUCCUCAGUGUUCUCCUUUUAAAAAGAGGCAACACGUGAGUCUCUGCAUAGCAACAGCCAUGUACUGGGUUUUUGUUGCCUAUGCUUGGAAGCUGAAACAACCACUCAGGUAAGUGGUGCAACGAAAACAGUUAAGCGGUGGAAUUACACCGUGACUAGGGAGCUCAAAGGACAGAAACUGCAGCCGUACAAUGUAGAGUGUAAAUGGAGUGGAUACCCUACUGGGACUUCGGUUGUGCCUUACCAAUACUAAGAUUUAUUAUAUUUCACGAGCUUUGUUGUGUUCUCUUUAGGUUGAGUGUUCCCUUUCAUGUAUCUGAUGUUCCUGUUAAAGCAAAUUCUCCUGUCAAUUUUUAAUUGUUUAAUGGCCAUUGUGAUUCUUACAGAGUUUAAAUAAUGCAGUACAAAUAUGGAAAGUGAUCAGAGUUGUGGAGUGAUUAAUAUUGUUGUUGCUUUGUUUUUUAUUUUCUAUAAAAUGAUGUCUUUUAAA